Molecule: messenger RNA, 1964 nt
Organism: Halichondria panicea
Lineage: Eukaryota; Metazoa; Porifera; Demospongiae; Suberitida; Halichondriidae
Product: ATPase family AAA domain-containing protein 3-A-like
Exons: 16
Coding region: 78-1808 (576 amino acids)
Biological process (GO): mitochondrion organization
Cellular component (GO): mitochondrion
Molecular function (GO): zinc ion binding; ATP binding; ATP hydrolysis activity
Source: RefSeq, a predicted model, not a curated record
AUAAAAAAGUACUGAACACGUGGCAGCACACACACGUGGAUCUAGCAAAGCUCCUCUUGGAUGCACAGUGAAUUCUAAUGUCCUGGUUUUGGAAUCGAGGUACUAGCAGUCCCCAAGAUGGAGAAUUCUUUCCUCCAGCUGGAUCUGGAUCUGCAGGAAAGGAUGGUGAUGAUGCUCCUCCUAUUUCUGAAGAAAGCAAGAAGUGGGUAGGGUUUGAUCCGACUGGAUUAGAAAGGGCGGCCAAGGCGGUACGGGAACUGGAUUCUUCUCCUAAUGCAAAGCAUGCUCUAGACUUGGCCAAACUACAAGAGCAAACAGUGCAGUACAAGCAUCAAGAAGAGAUAAGAAAACAAGAAGCUGCGAUACGUCAGUGGGAAAGUGAGAGGUCACGAGUUGAACAGGAGGAGAAGAGGAAGACCCUGGGGGCAGAAACACAACAGCAUCAGGAGAGGGCAAAGUACCAAGACCAGCUGGCCAGGCGACGCUAUGACGACCAGCUUUUACAACAGCGUCAGAUGCAAGAGGAGAACUUAAGAAAACAAGAAGAGUCAGUGCAGAAACAGGAAGGCAUGAGGAGAGGGACAAUUGAGUACGAGGCAGAACUGAGGCACAAGAACGAGAUGUCCAGAGUGCAGGCGGAGAUACAGGGAAAAACUAAGAUGGAGAGAGAGAACCAGGACCUGGCACUGGAGCAGAUACGACUCAAGUCUUCAGAGCAGAGGACCACUGUGCUGCAGAGCAUCAAAGCUGCGGGCACUCUGCUAGGAGAGGGAGUUAGUAACUUUGUCACUGAUUGGGACAAAGUCUCAGCAACUGCUGCUGGUCUCACACUCAUAGCGUUUGGUGUAUACACGGCUAAGAUGGGCACUGGGGUGGUGGCAAGAUUCAUUGAGGCACGACUGGGCAAGCCGUCUCUCAUCAGGGAGACCUCACGUCUGUCACUGUUCCAGUCUAUUAGACAUCCGGUGAAGGCUACAAAGAAACUGUUUAAACGACCUUCUGACCCCCUGGCUGGAAUCGUUUUUGAGUCCAGUCAUGAGGAGCGUCUUCGCUCGCUGUGCAAGGCCACCAUCAACACACGGCAGAACGGAGGUCUCUAUCAGAACGUUCUCAUGUAUGGGCCCCCAGGCACUGGCAAAACUAUGUUUGCCAAGAGUCUGGCGGUCCACUCUGGAAUGGACUACGCAGUGAUGACUGGUGGGGACAUUGUACCACUGGGCAGUGAUGGAGUGACGGCCAUCCACAAAGUGUUUGACUGGGCGAAUGCAAGCAGAAAAGGGGUACUACUGUUUGUGGAUGAGGCUGAUGCAUUCUUGAGAAAAAGGAGUGAGGUGUCCAUUAGUGAGGACCUGAGGAGCACUCUCAAUGCAUUCCUCUACAGAACUGGAGAGUCUUCAAGAAAAUUCAUGUUGGUGUUAGCAAGUAACCAGCCGGAUCAAUUUGAUUGGGCAAUUAAUGAUCGUCUUGACGACCUUAUCCCCUUUGAUCUCCCAGGGGAAACUGAGAGACUCAGAAUGCUUAAACUUUAUUUCAGUCUGUUCGUUCUUGCUCCACCCAGAGUCACCUGGUGGAAAACACCGAAGAGCAUUCCGUUACAAGAAGGGGUGGACUGGGAGAGGGAAAUUGAGCAGAUCUCAAAGAAUAUUAUUGGUUUCUCUGGAAGGGAGAUCUCGAAACUGGCCAUCUCUUGGCAGGCAAGAGCAUUUGGGUCCAGUGAAGGUGUCCUUACCAAGGAGAUAUUGGACCACUGUGUGAAGGAGAUGCUUGCACAACAUGAACAGAAAGUACGCUGGCAGAAGGGACAUUAGAAUAACAGACAGCUUCUAGCGUGUGGACCCUAGUUUCAUAUUUAUGUGACUUAUUGAGUUUUUUUUAUUCUGUAAGAUUUUAUGCACUGGAUAUCACUGGUUGUGUAUAUAAUUAUUGAUUGCUGCAAUUAAUGCAUAUGCUAUGCAGUGACUGCA